CAAUCUUACGCCCCGUCUCAGUUCGCCGCAGCCUCCCACAGCGUCACUUCCCUGCGGACAUUGCGCGCAAUUUCCUCAAAGCACAUGUUUGGAACAGGGUUAUUUUCGGCUCAGCUCACUUUUUCUUUCUUCCGCAGCGAGUAUACAACUGUACUAGCACAACCCCUCCACCAAAAGUUGAUUGGGGUUCUCACUUUGCCCGCUAGCUCUGUUAGCUUGCGUGGCAAUGAUUCCAGAAGCCUGGCUCGCCAGGCCUUUGCAGGGAUAUUCCCUCAUUGCCCACUAUCGUUCAGCUGGAGCUGGAAGGCAACAGCCUCAUCCCCCUUUCUCGUGGAACACGGACGGAUGACGUGUACGCUGCUGCCUUCUGCUUAUAGCCCAGUUAGAUGUGAUUGGGUUCAAUGCUGUUGGACCCAUAGGCAAAGGGGGAAAUAUUGUCAUGCGCAAGUGUUCGGUGUUUCGAAAUCUUCAGAUUAAAGGCUAUGACAUCCGUGAUAGCCAUUCUAGAUCGCGCCGAAGUGGAACCUGCUAUCCCGUGUUGAUGGGGAGAGACAUUGAAAUGAUCAUGUGGGUUGUCAGCGUUGCAUCCCGUUAUCAGGUGUAGGAUGAAGCCUGACCUCGUCGCCCAUUUAGCUGUCCUGACACAAUAGUACAAAAGGCCUAUCCCUUGUCCUGCAAGUAUUAUUGGUUUUUGCUCCACUUGUGACCAUUCCUUUCUUGUCGACUCUGGAAAGUCUUCUUUGAGCCAAUGCCGUGGUCAA
Molecule: messenger RNA, 761 nt
Organism: Aspergillus alliaceus
Lineage: Eukaryota; Fungi; Ascomycota; Eurotiomycetes; Eurotiales; Aspergillaceae
Exons: 3
Coding region: 85-477 (130 amino acids)
Source: RefSeq, a predicted model, not a curated record